Ilex paraguariensis (yerba mate) is the source of this 3213-nucleotide messenger RNA. Lineage: Eukaryota; Viridiplantae; Streptophyta; Magnoliopsida; Aquifoliales; Aquifoliaceae. The record is from the annotation of a GenBank genome assembly.
UUAAACCUCUCUCUUCCCCUCUCCCUCUCUUCGGUACUUUUCGUUCACAAAAUAAUACUCUCUCUCUCUCUAUCUCUCUUCACGACACCACCAGAACGUUUGGAGAAUUCAGGCAGCAUCUCCUACGCCGUGGCACACGCGAUCCUCCGUCGUGAGGUUGUGAUUCAUCUGGCGGGAAUACAGUGAUUGUGUGUGCGUGAAAGCAAGACAUUUUUUGCAGAGAUGAGUGUUGUUGGUUUUGACUUUGGUAAUGAGAGCGGCGUUGUUGCCGUUGCGAGGCAAAGGGGAAUCGACGUUGUACUUAAUGAUGAGUCCAAGCGCGAGACUCCCACUAUUGUAUGUUUUGGUGAGAAGCAGAGGUUCCUUGGGACAGCUGGGGCUGCGUCGAGUAUGAUGAAUCCAAAAAAUACGAUUUCUCAGAUUAAGCGGUUGAUUGGACUCAAGUUUUCGGAUCCUGAGCUGCAACAGGACCUAAAGACAUUGCCUUAUUCUGUGUCUGAGGGGCCUGAUGGGUUCCCACUAAUCCAUGCACACUACUUAGGAGAAGUGAGGACAUUUACUCCAACCCAAGUUUUGGGGAUGGUGUUAUCUAAUUUGAAAAGCAUUGCGGAGAAGAAUCUGAAAGCAGCAGUUGUCGAUUGCUGUAUUGGGAUACCUGUUUAUUUUACUGAUCUUCAAAGAAGAGCUGUUAUGGAUGCAGCUACAAUUGCGGGCUUGCGUCCUCUUCGAUUAAUGCACGAGACUACUGCUACUGCAUUGGCAUACGGAAUUUAUAAAACAGAUUUGCCCGAGAGUGACCAAUUGAAUGUUGCAUUUGUUGAUAUUGGGCAUGCUAGUAUGCAAGUAUGUAUUGUUGGUUUCAAGAAAGGCCAGCUGAAGGUAUUGUCCCACUCAUUUGAGCGGUCUGUGGGUGGAAGAGAUUUUGAUGAAGUUCUGUUCCAGCACUUUGCUGCGAAAUUCAAGGAUGAAUACAGAAUUGAUGUUUUCCAGAAUGCAAGGGCUUGCCUGAGGCUUCGUGCUGCUUGUGAAAAGUUGAAGAAGGUUCUCAGUGCAAAUCCAAUGGCACCUCUGAAUAUAGAGUGCUUAAUGGAGGAAAAAGAUGUCAAAGGUUUUAUCAAGAGAGAGGAAUUUGAACAACUUAGUGCUCCACUUCUAUCGCGUUUGACAGAGCCACUAGAGAAGGCUCUUCUGGAUGCUCAGCUUUCAAUUGAGAAUAUCCAUGCCGUUGAGGUUAUUGGUUCAGGGUCUCGUGUUCCUGCUGUAAUCAGGAGUUUGACAGAGUUCUUUGGGAAAGAGCCUCGUCGUACGAUGAAUGCCAGUGAGUGUGUUGCAAAAGGCUGUGCACUACAAUGUGCAAUUCUUAGUCCCACAUUUAAAGUGCGAGAGUUCCAGGUCAAUGAUGUCUUUCCUUUCCCUAUUGCGCUGUCAUGGAAAGGUUCUGCUCCAGAUACACAAAAUGGAGCUGCAGAUAAUCAGCAGAAUACCAUUGUUUUUCCUAAGGGGAAUCCAAUACCGAGUGUGAAGGCUCUGACAUUUUACAGAUCUGGCACAUUCUCAAUAGACGUGCACUAUGUUGACGUGAGUGAAUUUCAAGGACGAACAAAGAUUAGCACUUAUACGAUCGGUCCCUUCCAAUCAACAAAGAGUGAACGGGCCAAACUGAAGGUUAAAGUACGCCUAAAUCUGCAUGGAAUUGUGUCGGUCGAGUCAGCAACACUUUUGGAAGAAGAGGAGGCUGAAGUUCCAGUUGUAAAAGAGCCUGUUAAGGAAGCAACUAAGAUGGAGACCGAUGAAGCCCCAGCUGAUGCUGCUGCUUCUGCUCCUGGUACCACAGAAAUCGAUGUAAAUAUGCAAGAUGCUAAAGGAGCUGGUGAUGUUCCUGGGACUGAAAACGGUGUUCCAGAAGCCGGAGACAAGCCUGUCCAAAUGGAAACUGAUGCUAAGGUUGAGGCUUCGAAGAGAAAGGUGAAAAAAACAAAUAUACCUGUAUCAGAGUUGAUUUACGGAGGAAUGGCACCUGCAGAUGUGCAAAAAGCAGUGGAGAAAGAGUUUGAAAUGGCUUUGCAGGAUCGUGUUAUGGAAGAGACCAAAGAUAAGAAGAAUGCUGUGGAGGCCUAUGUUUAUGACAUGAGGAACAAGCUUCAUGACAAAUAUCAGGAAUUCGUUUUGGAUUCAGAGAGAGAAGAGUUUACUGCUAAACUUCAGGAAGUUGAAGACUGGUUAUAUGAAGAUGGUGAGGAUGAAACCAAAGGUGUUUAUAUUGCCAAGCUUGAGGAGCUCAAGAAGCAAGGUGAUCCCAUUGAGGAGCGCUACAAGGAGUACACGGAAAGGGGAUCAGUGAUAGAUCAAGCUGUCCAUUGCAUCAACAGUUACAGAGAGGCUGCAUUGUUGAAUGAUCCUAAAUUUGAUCACAUCGAUUUAGCAGAUAAGCAGAAGGUUCUAAAUCAGUGUGUGGAAGCUGAGGCUUGGUUGAGAGAGAACAAGCAGCAUCAGGAUUCGCUCCCAAAACAUGUCACUCCGGUUCUUUUGUCAGCUGAUGUGAGAAGGAAAGCUGAGGCACUUGAUAGGUUCUGCAGACCGAUAAUGACGAAACCAAAGCCAGCCAAGCCAGCAACUCCUGAAUCACCGUCACAGACUCCCCAAGGAAGUGAGCCGCAGCCACAGGGUGCAGAGAAUGACAACCCCAACAACGAUGCUAAUGAGAGUGCUGCAGCUGGAGGUGAAGUACCACAAGCUGAGCCAAUGGAAACAGACAAGUCCGGAACCACACAAACUGCUCCAUAAGUCUGUAAAGCAGUUUGUAAUUUUGUGUUAUGGAGGUCAAAUUUUGGUUCAUUCAUAUAGUUUACCAUUUGCACCAGGUUUUAAUGGUCUAGAGAGGCCAUGGAAUGUUUGUUUGUGAGGUUAUUUAAAGCCAUUUACUCAGUUUGAUGGUUUGGCAAGUUCUACAAUUUUUAUAGGGCAGGUAUCUGGAAUACAGUUUUCCAAAAAGGGCUUGUAAGUGGAUAGGUAAAUUGCUACUAUCCGUCCCACUGUGUUCUUGAUGAGACCUAAUAUUUAUCAGUGUCAUCCAACUCUCUUUUUGUUGCGGGGAUGUACUAUUUGGUUCCAUUUCUUACUGGAUUUUGCAUGCUAUAAAUGCCCUGCUGGCAUUGGGUACAAAGUCUAUCUUGUGGUGUAUGUAUGUGUUAAUCAUGUUAAAUUGUGUGUGAG